GGAAGUGACGUCGCAGUGAGCGGCAGGUCAGUUAUAACAGCGGCUCGCGGCUCCGCUUACGAAACCAAAACAAGCCGAAGCGUCGCGCUGCUCAUCCGGCUGCGGACCGUCAGGCUCCCGGUAACUGCGUCAGCGGCUCCCGGUGCUUCUCUGUGCUUCUCCGUGGUUCUCUGUGUCCCCGGCGGUCUUCCUGGUCAAACCGGUUCCAGGUUCAGCGGGUUCCUGUCUGUGUUCAGCGGGUCGCAGCGGAGAUGUUUGCCCCGGGCAGGAGCGCCUCGUGCCGCCUGUUCAGGCCGCUGGUCGGGCUUCAUGUGCGGCUGGGAGCCGCGCCGAGAGCCGCCAGCUCCCUGCAGAAAGAGCUGGUGAAGAGCCAGGAGGUGGAGGCCGGCGAGCUCAGGCCGCUCUACAUGGACUUCCAGGCCACCACUCCCAUGGACCCUCGGGUGCUGGAUGCCAUGCUGCCCUACCAGGUGAACUUCUACGGGAACCCGCACUCCAGGACGCACGCGUACGGCUGGGAGAGCGAGGGCGCCAUGGAGCGAGCCAGGAAGCAGGUAGCGGACCUGAUUGCUGCAGAUCCCAGAGAGAUCAUCUUCACCAGCGGAGCCACUGAGUCCAACAACAUGGCUAUCAAAGGCGUGGCCAGGUUCUACCGGGCCAAGAAGCGUCAUGUGAUCACGACUCAGACGGAGCACAAGUGUGUCCUGGACUCGUGUCGUGUGCUGGAGGCCGAGGGCUUCGACGUCACCUACCUGCCCGUCCAGAAGAACGGGCUGGUGGACCUGGAGCUGCUGGAGCGCUCUAUCCGUCCCGACACCUCUCUGGUGUCCGUGAUGGCCGUCAACAAUGAGAUCGGAGUCAAGCAGCCCAUCAAGGAGAUUGGGCGCCUGUGCCGCUCUAAAGGCGUGUUCUUCCACACGGACGCCGCUCAGGCCGUCGGUAAGAUUCCCCUGAACGUCACGGCGAGCAACAUCGACCUGAUGUCCAUCAGCGGACACAAGAUCUACGGACCCAAAGGUGUGGGUGCUCUGUAUGUGCGUCGUCGGCCCCGGGUGCGUUUGGAGCCGCUGCAGAACGGGGGCGGGCAGGAGCGGGGGCUGCGCUCGGGCACCGUGCCCACCCCCCUCGCUGUGGGACUGGGCGCCGCCUGCCUCAUCGCUCAGCAGGAGAUGCAGUAUGAUCACCACAGAGUGUCCAUGCUUGCGAACCGUCUGGUGCAAAAGAUCAUGCUCGAGCUUCCUGAUGUCGUCAUGAAUGGAGACCCUGAACAACGCUACCCUGGCUGUGUGAACCUGUCCUUCGCCUAUGUGGAGGGAGAGAGUCUGCUGAUGGCACUGAAGGACGUGGCGCUGUCGUCUGGGAGUGCGUGCACCUCAGCCUCCCUGGAACCUUCCUACGUUCUCCGAGCGAUUGGAGCUGAUGAAGACCUCGCUCACUCCUCCAUCAGGUUCGGGAUCGGCAGGUUCACCACAGAAGAAGAAGUGGACUACACAGCAGAGAAAUGCAUCCAGCAGGUGACCAGGCUGAGGGAGAUGAGUCCCCUGUGGGAAAUGGUCCAGGAAGGCAUCAAUCUGAAGAGCAUCAACUGGACUCAGCACUAGGCCCCGCCCACUUCCUGGCUCCUGCUUCCUGUUUAUAAACACGCACAAACUUCCUGUCUGACUUGAGAGUUUUUCCUUUAGCUGGUUUCUGUAGGAACCCUCUAGAGCUCUGUCCUGCUCCCUCAGCGUAGGUGACCUGGCACUUUGAGCUCCGGUGGGCCAUCCCGCCGCCCGGUGGGCCGUCCCAUCGCCCAGCGGCGCCGCCUGACGGGUUUUCUGUGAGGUGAGAGAGCGGAGGGAACAGUCUGAGGCUUGUGGUCGGCUGAAAGCUCGUUUGGUUUCUGCUCUGAGCGGCGCCGUCGGCGCGGCGUUCGCUCGUCACUGACACUUGAACUCUGACCCCGUCGCUUCCUCAGUCGUCACGGCAACCUGACAUUACAUGUUCAUUGUUGCUCCCAACAGUGAACAUGUAACGUCCAUGUGAUACGGCAGAACAGAGCGGCCCUGCCUGUCUCUCUGCUCUCUGACAUCACGUCUGUCAGCCAAUCACAAGCCACCAGACUGGAACCCUGAAGGCGGCGAGCCGGCAGGUCAGCUCAGCUUUAUUUACACACUGCCAGAUUCACAGAGCACAGACGAAAAAUAACAACAAUAGACAACAAAAAUAAAUAUAAAUAAAUCAAUAUAAGGCUGUAACAUUACUUCAAAAUAAAAGCCUGAUUAAAAAGCUCGUUCUUUACUUUGAGCAGCAGGCGGCCUCACAGGGCUUUAUGGGACACAGAGCUGGUCUGGGACCUGCUGCUGGUCCAGGGGUUUGGGGCAGGACGUCCUCAGGUAGUCAGACAUCAGAACCACAGCUGACAGGUUCUGCUUCACAUCUCCUGAGGCUCCCUGUGCUCCCACAGGUCACAACAUGCAGGCUAAAGGUCAGGAGCCGCGUGGAGCUGAUUGGUCAGACAGGUGUCAGCUGAUUGGUCAGACAGGUGUCAGCAGGUCUCUUUUUGUCCAGUUUGGAGCUCCAUCUGCAGUUUUGGCAUCAGAGCACGUUUUGGCUAAUUACCCAGAAGGCAAUGUAUUUCCUGUUGCUCCAUGCCAACCCUCCAUCCAUUUGGUUCCUGUGUCGCUAACCGCUAGCGGCUAGCCGCUAACUGCUAGCCACCAACAUUACCAAGUUGCUUGUUUUUGUUAAUACUUAGGAGUCAGUGACGCUCACCUGAGGAGCCGCUUCCUGUCAUCAGGUCAUCAGGUCAUCAGGUCAGAUCUGAGUCGCUUCAAGUUCAGACACACCGCUCCAGAGAGAGAGACAGACAGAGAGAGAGAGACAGACAGACAGAGAGACUCCUCAGGGGGGCUCAGUCUGGAGGUUUUGGUCCGACCUGAGUGGGACGGAUCCUUUCACACCUAAACAAACCAAUGGCAACAAACAGGGAGACAGAUCCAUUCAGUCCAACGAACAGCACACCUGUGAAAAUGCUGGAAAGACUCCCUGUCUCCCCGUCUCCCUGUCUCUGUCUCCCUGUCUCCAUGUCUCCCUGUCUCCCCGUCUCCAUGUCUCCCGGUCUCCCUGUCUCUGUCUCCCUGUCUCCCUGUGCUGAUGGUUCGGGUCUCAUGUGUCCCAUCAGUGUUAGUGAAGCAGCUUCAGUGUGUGUCCUCUGUGUCUCAGGUCUUAGGAACGAAGCUCCUCAUUAGUCAUUAGACUUCAGUAUCUGCUGUGUUUCUGCUGCAUCUUCAUCCAAUAAACACCAGCUGCUCUGCA
Molecule: messenger RNA, 3297 nt
Organism: Myripristis murdjan (pinecone soldierfish)
Lineage: Eukaryota; Metazoa; Chordata; Actinopteri; Holocentriformes; Holocentridae
Gene: nfs1
Product: NFS1 cysteine desulfurase
Exons: 13
Coding region: 252-1601 (449 amino acids)
Biological process (GO): [2Fe-2S] cluster assembly
Cellular component (GO): nucleus; cytosol; mitochondrion
Molecular function (GO): pyridoxal phosphate binding; cysteine desulfurase activity
Source: RefSeq, a predicted model, not a curated record